This is a messenger RNA of Rhodamnia argentea, 1131 nucleotides long. RefSeq lists its product as uncharacterized. The record is from RefSeq and is a predicted model, not a curated record. Bases 99 to 836 code for a protein of 245 amino acids. Lineage: Eukaryota; Viridiplantae; Streptophyta; Magnoliopsida; Myrtales; Myrtaceae. The transcript has 5 exons.
GCCAACAGAGCUUUGAGUCUCGCUCUCUCUCUCCGAUUCACACCUUAUGUUUGAGCUUCAGCGACUGGGUCGAAGCAGGGAAGAGAGAGAGAGAGAGAAUGGGCAUGCCAGCGAGUCUUGCGGGUCGCCCAUUCUCGACACGUUUGGGUCCGACGCCAUCUUCGCCGUCGCGGUGCUCUCCGCAGCUCGAUGCUCGCCAUUGGGUGGGGAGAACUCUCGGUCUUGGUCUGAAUAGACCGGUUGUCGGCGGUGGAGCGCGAGGUAGGAGGCGGAGAAAGAGGAGCGGAAGGUCUGACAUCGUGGUGGCGGCGUCGGGCAAUGUGGCGGCGCCGUCCUGGGAUAGCUGGAAGCCCGACAAGGCUCCGCCGGCGCCCUCUCUCAGCGACAUCGCUUGGCCUGCCGCUGGGGCAUUUGCUGCAAUGGCGAUAUUUGGAAAGAUGGAUCAAAUUUUAGCACCAAAAGGGAUUUCAACUUCAAUUGCUCCUCUAGGUUCUGUUUGUGCAGUCCUCUUCGCUACCCCCUCUUCCCCUGCUGCUCGGAAAUAUAACGUGUUCAUGGCUCACAUAGGAUGUGCGGCCAUUGGUGUGCUUGCAUUUUCCAUUUUUGGGCCAGGUUGGCUUGCUCGGAGCACGGGUCUCGCUGCAUCUAUUGCUUUCAUGAUCUAUACUCGUUCAACACAUCCACCGGCUGCGAGCUUGCCAAUAUUGUUCAUUGAUGCUGCCAAGUUGCACCACUUGAACUUUUGGUAUGCCCUGUUCCCGAGUGCUACCGGUUGCAUUGUGCUCUGCCUAAUUCAAGAGAUGGUUUGUUUCUUAAAGGAGAAGGUGAAAUUCUGACUUGUACAUGGAAGAGGAAUUCUUAACUUCGCGAAGCUAGACCUGCACGGAAAGGAAGACCAGGAAAUCUGUACAGAGCUUUUAUACCUAAAUCAACUCGAUUCCAGCCGAGAGAAAAGCCCCCGCCGAGGCUCGUUCAGUCAGCAACACAAGGCAAGGUGGUGUUUCGCAUUGUCUGUACAGACUAUAGAUGAUGGGGUAGACGAUGUUGUAAGCAAGGCGAAUGACCUCCUCUGGCUCAAUCCAUGAGUUUCUCUGAUGAAUGCAAAUUGGUGGAGUGAGUGUGAACUUCGAA